Molecule: messenger RNA, 3887 nt
Organism: Syngnathoides biaculeatus (alligator pipefish)
Lineage: Eukaryota; Metazoa; Chordata; Actinopteri; Syngnathiformes; Syngnathidae
Product: glypican-1-like
Exons: 10
Coding region: 431-2113 (560 amino acids)
Biological process (GO): cell migration; negative regulation of fibroblast growth factor receptor signaling pathway; regulation of protein localization to membrane
Cellular component (GO): cell surface; plasma membrane; extracellular region
Molecular function (GO): fibroblast growth factor binding
Source: RefSeq, a predicted model, not a curated record
GAAGCGAGCACAGCGCCACACUAAUUCUUAGCUCGUACUUGCAUUAGUCAUUUUCAUCUGAAAAGUAAAACGUUCUUAACAUAAGAUAUCAGUAAAACAGCAGGUUUACUGUAGGCAGUGUAAGGCAACAGCUCCUGUUGUGUAACACUUGCUCUCGCUUUCUUUCUUUCUCUUUCUUUGUCUCCGCCAUCCCUCCAGCUUCGAAGAAAGAGAAGAAGAGGAGUGGCGGUAGGUCCGGGCUGUACCUGACUCCCAGCCGGGGCCGGGCCGGACUGGGCCUCGUUGUUCCUCCUCCCCAGAACUACAGCCGGCACCUCACUCCCUCCAUUCUAGACUCUGCUUAUUCCUCCAUCGCUAGCUGAUGUGCCGCCACACUGCGCUCACUAAAACGGGGACUCUUUGAACAAGUCGCGACGCGCCCACAAAAUAUAUGCUGUACAUAUAUUUUAUUUUGGCUGGCGGAUUUACUUGGACUGCCCUUGAGAAGAUGCUUGUCCUGGUGCUCUCAUUGCUGCUGCUGGGUCUGACCAGAGCAGCGGGGCCGGCACCGGACAAGACCUGCACCGACCUGCGCCAGUUCUACACCGGGAAGGGCUUCACCCUGGCCGGAGUCCCUCAAGCGGAGACCUCCGGUGAGCAUCUGAGGACCUGUCCCCAGGGUCCAACAUGUUGUACCAACAGUAUGGAGGAAAACCUGGAGGGUCUGAGUGCACGAGAGACAGAGGCACUGAUCAGGGAGGCCGGCAGGUCACUGCAGGCUGCCUUCAACGCUCUCUAUAGAAGCUUUGACACCUAUUUCACUGAACUUCAGAGUCGCUCUGAACGCUCCCUCCAGGAGGCGCUAUCUCCUCUUGGCCCCCUAUACUCCCAGAAUACAAGACUCUAUGGUGAUUUGUACUCUGACCUGAAACGGUACUACCGCGGCUCUGCUCUUAAUUUGGAUGAGACAUUGACUGAGUUCUGGUCACACCUUCUGGAACGUACCUUUAAAAGCUCCACCCCCAGAGAUGUCACCCUGUCAGAGGACUACCUUGAGUGUGUUGCUAAACAACAGGAGACCUUGCGACCAUUCGGAGACAUCCCCCGGGAUAUGAAAACAAAGGUUAUACGGACUUUUGUCACAGCCAGAUCAUUUGUCCAGGGUCUGAUCAUCAGUGGGGAGGUUGUCAGAAAGGUUUCACAGGUCCCACUGAGUCCAGAAUGUGUGAAGGCUUUAAUGAAGCUGGUUUACUGCCCACACUGUUGUGGCCUUGCCUCUGUCAAGCCAUGUGCCAACUACUGCUCCAAUGUUGUCAAGGGCUGCCUCGCAAACCAAGCUGAUCUGAAUCCCGAGUGGCAGCAUCUUAUAGAUACCAUGAUCCAGGUGGCAUCUAGUUUCAGCACAGAGCCCAGCAUCGAUGUGGUUUUGUCAUCCAUCCCCUCUCAGAUCUUUGAGGGGGUUCACUUGCUAAAGGAAAACAUUGACACCUUUUCAGCCAAAUUGUACCAAACAUGCGGAAGUCCAGUUGAGCCAGGCACAGGAAGCCCUACACUUGACGAGCCAAAGCAAAAGAAGAGCAGCUCUCUGACUGCUUCAGAAACCAAACCUUCUCCCACUGUGAGCCUCGGACUCGAGAUGCAGGUGUCAGAUCUCUCCAGUAAAUUAAGGGAAAGGAGACAGUAUUGGCUUCAGCUUCCUAUAGCACUUUGCAGCAAGUUGGCAGCAGGUGGCGCCAACCAGGAUAAAUGCUGGAAUGGCAUCACCAAAGCCAGAUACCUUCCUGAGGUGAUGGGGGAUGGCUUGGCCAACCAAAUCAACAAUCCAGAGGUUGAGGUUGACAUCACCAAGCCAGACAUGACCAUCCGACAACAAAUCAUGCAAUUAAAAAUUAUGAGCAACAGGCUAAAAAAUGCCAUGGAUGGGAAUGAUGUGGAUUUCCAGGAUGCGAGUGAUGACAUCAGCGGCUCUGGAAGUGGCACGUGUCUAAGUGGUCAGUGUACUCGAAGCAGACCGGGACUGUACGCCUACCCUCCAGACAACGAACAAGUCACGGGUGCAGCCACAUGUCCAAGCUGCCUGUAUUGCAUUCGAUCGCUGCUCCCACUCACUGUCCUGCUACAUUGUUGUCGAUGAUGCUAUGCCUUGUGCCAGACUCUGAAGCCCAGAAAAGGACUUGCUCAUCGCACGGGCGGUUAGAGUAAAGAGGAGGGAACAUUGGAUUAACUAUGCCGAAAAGGAAAAGAACGUUUGGGGAAUGAUUUUGUGAAGAGGAACAAAAAACGCCAGUAACAACAGUCUGUGUUCUACUAUAGUUUGAUUGCAAUUGUUGAGCUGGUUUCAAUGAAUCCCAAGGAAGAGGAUGAAGUAAGAUGUAAAACAAAGAGGACUGAUAAUGAAAAAUCAAGUAAAUGUUCAUAAUUGUGAUUUAUUAACUUCCUCGGGGGCUCAUUGUGCUCCCCUCACCAAGGACUGUGAGCUCAGUGACAAAUACUGUGGUCAUGUGGUGCAUUCAAGGCUUUUCCAUUUUUAUUUGUUUUUACUCUGUGAUAUAUUUUUUAUCUGGUGAUGAGGACAUUUACUUCAAUAACAUUGUAUACAAUGUCGAUAUCUGUACAGCCAGUAUGCAUUAUGUUUGAAUCAAUACUGGCACGAUGGAUAUACAUUUGUAGGUGAAUACUCUAUUAGAAAUGAAUUCCCGAUAGCCUGUGAUGUAAUUGUAAAGAUUUUGUGGUGUGUGUUGGUUUAACAAAUAUUUGGUCGGAUUUGUUUGGAUUCCAGAACAAUCCUCUCCCUCCUUAAAUGUAUGACAUGUUGUGAUUGCAAAUGUUACUGUUCAAAUCAAUAUGAAAUAAGCAGUCAUCACCAGAAUACACGAUCAAAGCACAGACUGCAAUUUCUAGGAAUCCAUGAUUUUGUUUUGCUGUUAAUGGAGCAAACAUAACAUAAAUCUGCCACUUUUAGUGACCAGACUGUGUGCAUGUCACAACACACAACUCGAGUUUUUUUUCACUCAAUGCACACGUGUGUUAAUCCGCUGAUCCAUACGUUGUUAUGAAAGCAAUAAUACAUCAGGAUUAGCAUAGGAUAAGAGCACAGCAAAGUAUUUCUAUCUUUAAAAAAUAGAACAGAAACAAAAAAACAAAUAGGGUAAUUGUUGACCAAAGACUACCCUGAUUAUGUUCCAUACACUUGUAACCACUUUUGAGCAAAACGCCAGCAGUGGGAGGCCUUACAGUGGUCAAUGGGAAAUAAUUUAGACUGGAUAAAGUAAAAUAAUCUUUUCCUGUGAUCCACAGCAUAAAAAAAAAUGAAAAUAAUCUCUGCAAGACCAAAUAAAACAAUUACUAUAAAACUAAAGCUUUCGGAUCACAUAACUCCACCUGUUUAAUAUUGAAAUUACAUUUGACAUCCAAAACCUUUUUUUUUUCCUUUUUCCACACAUUACUUUGAAGUUGUUUUGCAUAAUUGUUUUUUGUAAUACUGAUACAACAAAUUACUCUCACUAAUUUGUUUUUCAUGACAAUCUUUAUGUUCACGAAAAUAUAGCAUGUACAGAUACGAGGCUGCCUUUAUUUCACUCUGCAUGUUUGCUGAAAUAUUGGCAACUGGGGUUCCCCUGAAAGUACGAGCCUCGUCACACAUUCCAGGCAUUAAACUUUCAUUUUCAUUUUGUCAAGGACAAUUUGAAUGAAAGAUUUAGUGUCCUAACAUUCAUCACUGAUGCAUCUAACUCAAGAAGAUGCACGCAAAGAUGACUAGAAAAGUGAAUAAUGAGUAGAUUUUAAAUAUUUCAAAUUGCUGAGUUAAUGCUCACAACAUUAUAUUUAUGAUGAAAUACUUUGAUUUCCGUAUAUGCAACUGUUUUUUUAACAUGUAAAAUAUAAUAUAGAUGAAUGAGCAGAGAAAG